Pseudogymnoascus destructans is the source of this 481-nucleotide messenger RNA. RefSeq names its product 37S ribosomal protein S16, mitochondrial (gene MRPS16). The transcript is spliced from 4 exons. Gene Ontology annotation, molecular function: structural constituent of ribosome. NCBI's taxonomy places the organism in Eukaryota, Fungi, Ascomycota, Leotiomycetes, Thelebolales, Thelebolaceae. The record is from RefSeq and is a predicted model, not a curated record. Bases 1 to 423 code for a protein of 140 amino acids. Gene Ontology annotation, biological process: mitochondrial translation. Gene Ontology annotation, cellular component: mitochondrial small ribosomal subunit; ribosome.
AUGACCACCAACCGCCAAAAGUUGUCGUAUCGCGUUUCCGAGAUUUCGAACGACCACCUCACAGCCCCGACCAUUGUCAAUUCGCACACCAUGGUUGUUAAGAUACGCCUAGCACGAUUUGGGAGGCGGAAGGCCCCCUUCUACAAUAUCGUGGUGGCGCAAGCGAGAACCGCAAGAAACAGCAAGCCCCUCGAAGUGCUCGGCACAUAUGACCCGAUACCAAAGAAGCCAGAGGAUGGCGAGGGAAGGCUGUUUAAGGAUAUCCGGUUGGACUCGGUGAGGGCGAGAUACUGGCUAGGAGUUGGCGCACAGCCGUCGGAUCCAGCUUGGAGACUGCUUUCUAUGGUUGGGCUUAUGGAGCCGAAAUUUCGGGGAAACCAGAGCGCCAAACCCGCUGCGGGCGAAGCAGGGAAGGCAGUGUAGUGAUGUUCACUCGGGCAGUGCAUAGCGUGGCGUUUUAACAGAUUAGGGGAUUCGAGGC